AUGAGCGUCGCGCCCGCCCGCCAUCCAACGGCCGACUUGAUACCGAUCGCACCGCGACAGCACUGCGCGUACUAUGACGUGGUUGGUAUCCUUUAUAUGCUCUCGUCCGUGGGCCUUAGCUUCUACUGUGUUCUCGUCAUGGACCCGUACCUUGCGAGCGACUACUUUUGGCCCAACUUUCACACGCUCAACGUGUCGACACUGGUCUCGGAGAUUUUUAACGUGCAGCUGGCGCUCCUGCCGAUGAAUGCCACCGCCAUAUCGGUGGCGCUGAUGAUGCCGGUGGCCGCGGUCGUCGACACACAAACCGUGUGCGCGGCGCCGUCGUACCCGCGCAAGCUGCUCUACGAGCGUCUCACGGGCUUGGUCGAUGCCGUCACGGGUCUUCGUCACCUGGAUGCGGACAAGGUCGCGUCCAUGGCCACGCUGUACUGCUGGGUGGACUUGAACCGGCGCUGGGAACUCGCGCACACAAGCGCACGGCAAUUGCGCUGCGAACGCAACGACUUUGAAAACGCGGCCGUCGUUCUCGAAGCUGUUUUGCGCAACAUUGCAUUUCACGACUGGCUCGAGGUGGUCCAGAACCGAUUUGCGGUGCACGUGGCCGAUCCGAUUGCCCGCACGCCGGGUGGCGCGGCGUGGGUCGCCGCCUUGCGUCAGCACGAGUGGCUCUCGACAAACGACGAAGUCGACGUGUGGCGAGCGCACGGCCUGCACCGCUUUACGCUGCAGUACACCAACCGCAUCCAACUCGGCCUCCAAGAGUCCAUCCUCAUCGAGAACGCCCUGGGCACGGGGACGUGGCUCGAGGUGAAAGCGAUUCCGGCCGCGACACGCGUGCCGCUCUGGACGUCGACGUACAUGAGCAUGUGCCUCGCCAACGACUUUGACGCGAUUGGCGCCAACCAGAGCCUGGUCCGCGGCACGUUCAACUACUUUGGCGACAUUGAUCCGACCCAAAUCGAAGUAUUUGACGUCGGGUACCCGCUGAGCAAGCUCUUUCAAGUCGUGCACGACCAAGUCGGACCGCUCGCCAACAUUGACCUCAAGUGGAUUGCGCCGCCGUCGACGCUCGUGACGCACCUGGCCACGUGGCGCGUCACGCUGCUUGAAUACCUGCAUGCGAAUGCGAAUUGGAGCACGGCGAUGGCGACGGUUGGCGACAUGACUCUCGCGCCCACGCCGCAACAGUGGGCACGUCCAUCGCUGGCCUUCUACGGCGGCAACCCCAUGUGCGGCUUUGGCGAGCCGCUCGGAUUUGUGCAAAACGCGUUUGGUUUUGACGACGCGUGCUCGAGUCAAACACGCUUUAACGUGCCCUUGAAUGCGUUCAAUGGCCUCUUUGCGUGGAGCGCGCUGCGCGGAGACAUCGGUGCACCGUGCGCACUGGAGCCCACUUAUGCGCGCGCCACGUGCUAUGCGACCUUGGCGCUCCUCAAUAGCACCUACCACGAGCUGCCAGCGCUGCCCGAGCUCGACGCGUCGGUCGUCGCGGCAACGCACGCGCUCAACCUCUCGCUCAUGCAGUUUGUCGGCGAUAUCAACGGCUCCGCUCUUCGCAUCGAAGAGUUGCGACUGCUCGACUCUGACAUUGCCUUUCACGGCUGGAGUAUGGUCUACGACUGGCUCUUCAACGAGCGCGAGGCGAUCUCGUUCCAAGGCGACGUGCGCACAUUGAACCUUCUCUCGCACGUCUAUACGUGCUUGGCGUCGCCGCGCGCCAAGUCCCUGUCGCUCACAUGGGCCAACUACCUGCGUCUCUGCGCGUACGUGUGCAGCGGAACGCUGGCACUUGUCGGGGGUCUCUCGCUCUGCCUCUUUGUGUGUUUGCGGCCGAGGCAUUGCCACUGGUUCCUCUUUAACCGCAUCACAAGCGCAGUGUGGCUCAACCGCGGCGUCCUCGGUCUUCGGAGUCUCGUGGCGACGCUCUGCCUCGCGACAGCGUCGGUCGAUGUGCACCUGGAUAGCAGCGGCCUCAUGCACUUUGCCUCAGCACCGCGCUCGGUGAUGGCAUCAACGGCGCUCGCGGCCGAGACGACGUGGAUCACGUAUCUGCUGCACGACAUUCUGCAACCGGUCGCGGGAUCGAGCCGGUACGCCUCCAUCAGUUCGCACCUCGCGUGGCUGGUGAUUGCCAUCUUGGACGUGGCGUCGCCCAUUGCCGUCACCGCGUCCGUCCACCGAUCUUGUUACACGGUGAACAUGGACGAAAUGAUCUACUGCGCCAGCGGCUUUGUGGGCAUCGGUGCGCUGCCACGGACGAUGACGAUUGUCAGCCUCAAUGUCGCGAGCGUCCUUAUCUGCUUUGGCCUCGGGCACGUGUUUCUCACGCCCGAGCCGCCCCCAACGAUCGGCGUCCCCAACCUGCUCCUUCCCCCCGCGCUUUUAGCGUUUGCAUCAUCCCGCGACUUGCGCUGCGCGAGCGGCGGUCUCGCCCUCGACCGCACGACGGCUAGCAUGGCCGGCCUCUUCGUGUUUCAAACCAGCUCGCAUCGAUGGCUCUUUGACACGAAGCUCUGGCUCCUCUUUUACAAGAGCGACUUUACGCUCCAGUCGUCGCAGGCGGCGAUCGUGCUACCCGAUGGCUUUCGCCACGCGCGGCGCGGGUCAUUGCAGCGCCAAGCGUCGGUGCUUGGGCUGCAAAGGCGUCAGCAUCCGCGCUUGAGCUACGUAGUCCUCGCGGUCGGGUUUCUCUACCUCGUCCUCUCGCUUGCUGGCAAUGUCAUGUACUUGGACGUCGCGACUACGUACUUGGCCAACGACUAUGGGUGGGCCAACUUUAACUCGAGUGGCACACGCACCUUCCUUGCCAACAUCUUCAACGAACAGCUCCUCGUGACCACGUCGGGGGACCUUGAGCUCGAUGCGGCUUCGUGCGGCGACCUCGAUCGCGUCUACAACGGGUCCGUGUCGUCAAUCGAAUGGAGCGAAACGCUGGCGCGCCGGGAGCUCUACCGACGAGACGUGCCGCUUGCGAGCAUCGUCCAAGGCCUUCGCGACAUGAGUCCGUGUAAUUUGCCGUGGAUGUUUACCCAGUACUGCUGGCUCGACUUUGAGCGCGAGUAUGCGCUCGCUAGUACGAGCCAGCGCCAAGCCCGAUGUCUCGCGUCUCAAAAAAGCAACGGGGCAGCGUACCUCGAGGCACCGCUUCGCAAUCUCAACAACUGGGCCGCUUUUCACGACUGCUGGGGUGCGUCGUUCGAGUUUGGCAUCGCCAGCGACCUCGCAAGCACGAGCAGUGGUCAGGCGUGGCUCGUGCGCACGACAGGGAAUAGCUACAGCGUCGACGACGAGGUCGCGUUCUGGCGCGCCUCGCAAAUUGACCACUUUACGCUCCAAUGGCAAAACUUCAAGACCGUCGGGCUUCUCGACUCGCUCUCGAUUGUCACGGCGCUCGGAUGGACGUUUCCGCUGAGCUUGAGCGCGUCCAUGGGCUCGUUGCACCUCACGCAGCAGACGUCGCGCAAGAUGUACUGGGGCUUCGCCAGCGAUCUCUGGGCUGUCGGGUGCAACGCCACCGCGAUUGUUGGCGCGAGCUUGCUCGCAUCGAGCCCUCGUUUUGCCUUUGCCAAUUGCACGAGCGAGUCGCUCCUUCUCAGCAACCACACACUGCCGGCGCCGUUGACGAUGGGGCUAGGGUUGCUCCAGGCGACCCUCGGGCCUUUCAAUGCCAUCGACAUGCAGUAUGUGCAAGUGCCCGCGCGGCUUCGUGCGAUCUAUGGCGCCUUAUCCGCCCUUGUGACGGAGCUUGUCAUGUCCAAUAUGACGCUACAAACCGCGUACUGGGCCCUGCCGGUGGCGCCGAGUAUGAGCGGUGUGCCCCUCGCACUCCUCUCGGCACCGAAUGUGACGACGCACGGCGGCAACCUCCUCUGCGGCGACGACCAGCCCACGUACACGCUCUCGUACGGCCUCGACUGCUUUUUUGGCGUCCAAAACAUGUGCCACGCAUCGUUCUUCGACAGCCUCAAGCCCACGCCGCGUCAGCUGCUCUUUGCGACCUUGGCAUACUCGCAGGUGUUUCCGAACACGUCGUUCCAGCUCGUGUGCGAUCUCGACAUGUACAAACGGUCCGUCUGCGCCGACAACUACCAUGCAAUCCAAACCUUUUUAAAAGACACGGGGAUCGAUGCGCAGCUCGGCCCGCGCCUUCUGGCCGCCGUGCCCGACGUGCGGUCGCUCCGCAUUCGCAUCAUUCAGUACCUUCGCUUUCAGCCCAUGGCGCCCCUGCAGCUCUACCAGCAACCGCUUUUGCCAAUGGACGACGAUCCUGGUUGGCAUUUCUACGGCUGGAGCUACGUCUUCGAUUGGAUGGCAGGGCUCCGCGAAGUCGUGUCGUUCCAAGGCGACGAGAGCAGCGUCACGACCAUCUCGUCACGGUCGUCGCCGCUGACGAUGGCGCCGGUGCCGGGCGAAAUCCCCGAGACGCUCUCGUUCCUAUUUCAAUGGUGCGUGCGCUACAUCACGCUCGUCUUCAUCGCGCUCGCCGGCCUCCUCGUCGUCUCCGGGGUCCAUGAACGGGGCCACAUUGAGGGGCUGAACCUCCUCGAGCUCAACCGGAUCGUGGGGCAUGUCUGGGUCGGCCGCUUCUUUCUCCUCAUCCGCAGCAUCACGGCGUUCUGGCUUCUCAAUACGAGCACGCUUCAGCUCGUGCAAGUCGGCGCCGGCACGCGCUUCGUGUCGCCGCCACUCCCGUGGUACAAGACAGUGCUCGCGGGCGCCGAGACGACGUGGUUCGUGUACGUCCUCAACGACGUGUGCAGUUGCGUCACGCUGCAGUAUACAACAGCGUAUGCCUUCAAGAGCUCGCUCGUCGCGUGGGCCGUCGCUGCCAUCUGGAACACGGUUUCGCCGCAAGCCUACGUGGCCACGCUCCAUCGAAGAUGUCGCUACGUCGACAUGGACUUGCAGCUCACGUGCGAAAGCGGAGUCGUGCAGAUCGGCGACGCGAGCCGGCUCGCGAUGGGGUUUCUCAUUGGCCUGGGUAGCGUCGUGCUUUGCUACGGCUUGGAGCGGCUGUGGCAGCCGCAUUUGCCGCCGCGGGACGUGCCAACAACGCUCUUGAACGCCUCGAGCUACUACAUGCUGGACUUUUCCGACUGGGUCGUCCAAGACGAGUUCUACUUGGACAAGACGUCGGCGCUCAUGGCCGGCAUCGUCGCGAUCGAACGUUAUGGCCAUUUGCAUAUUUUGGACGUCAAGUCGUGGCGCUACUUUCAUGUCCGCUUGUCGACGGUCACGAGCGGCAAGCACGAGCGCAUUCGGCGCGCGAUUCCGCUCAGUCGGCUCUAA
Messenger RNA from Saprolegnia parasitica CBS 223.65, 5292 nucleotides. RefSeq lists its product as hypothetical. The transcript has a single exon. The record is from RefSeq and is a predicted model, not a curated record. Lineage: Eukaryota; Oomycota; Saprolegniomycetes; Saprolegniales; Saprolegniaceae. The coding region runs from base 1 to 5292 and encodes 1763 amino acids.